CGCGACGGCCUUUCUCGCGGAGCCAUUUCUAAGCUUAUCUCUAAUUCUCUAUCACGUAAAAAUGCGUGGAACGGCAGAGCCAUCCACUUCAGUCCUUCGCUAGCUCUUCCAACCAGGCCUCAUCCGCCAUGGCCGCCUCCUUCCUCCGCCCUCUCCUCCCCUCGAAACCCUUCCUCUCCACUACUCCCAGACCUUAUCUCCCAGCUAGUACUCCAGCCACCGCCCUGCGCUGCACCGUGGCGCCCAAGCCGGUCACUGGCUCGACCCCGAAGCCCAGCCAAGAUGAGGCCAAUAAUAACAAGGAGCAAGAAGAACCCAAUGCCUCCGCCACCGCCGCCGAUGCAACCCCGGACGAGGCAGGCACCAACCCGCACCGCAUCCCCGACGACGAGACGCCACCGUCCGCGACAGCGACCACGUCGUUCGCCGUCGCGCGGCGCGUGCCGUCGGCCAUCUCCCCGGACCGGCGCCAGCGGCGGACGGCGUUGACGCAGGGGGAGCCGCCCAACUACGAGAUCGGGUGGAAGCGCACCAAGGAGCUUCCGCUGGAGAAGCCCAAGGGGUGGGCCAUCGCCGACUUCAUGGAGAAGCUGGAGGGCCUGAUGGCGCGCGGGCGGUACGGGUCGGGCGAGCUGCUGGGCACGGUCGCCGGAGUGGUGACGGAGCGCGCGCGGGAGGAGGCCGAGAUCCUCGUGGCGGAGGGCGGCGUGGAGGAGCGCGUCGUCACGGAGCUCCUCCGCGUGCUGCGGCUGGUGGAGAUGGACGUGGAGAUGGUCAAGGCCGCCGUCAAGGAGGAGACCGUCAAGGAGCGCGUCGAGACGGCGCGCGCGCGCUGCCGCCAGGCCAUCCUCGUCGCGCUCUCGCUGUGACGGCCGGCCGGACCGCUCGCGCUGGCUCCGGCGGCGGCGCCGAGCUGUAGACGCUUCUGCAUCACAAUACUGCCACUGAAUCCUGAAAUUCUGAUAGCUUUUGCUGAGAAGUGACGACGGGGCGCUGCAUUGCCACCGCCUUUGUACAGUUGCACGAGGCAUAGACGAGUAGUAUUAUACCGGUAAUUCAGAUUGUCAUGCAUCUUUGCCUCACCUCGUUCUCUGUACUCUCGUAGCGUUUGCAAUCAAACGAUGAAGCGAUACACCAGAAACGGACUGAUUUACUAGUGAUUAGUCAUCAUGACGGCCAAACAUCUCAAGCCGAUCGAGGAGCUUUGCCAGAAUUGCACUUGCAUAAUUUCAGCGGCCAAACAUGGCAAGCAGUGGA
Oryza brachyantha (malo sina) is the source of this 1257-nucleotide messenger RNA. RefSeq lists its product as uncharacterized. The record is from RefSeq and is a predicted model, not a curated record. Bases 129 to 869 code for a protein of 246 amino acids. Lineage: Eukaryota; Viridiplantae; Streptophyta; Magnoliopsida; Poales; Poaceae. The transcript has a single exon.